Molecule: messenger RNA, 1845 nt
Organism: Humulus lupulus (European hop)
Lineage: Eukaryota; Viridiplantae; Streptophyta; Magnoliopsida; Rosales; Cannabaceae
Product: transcription factor DIVARICATA-like
Exons: 2
Coding region: 730-1617 (295 amino acids)
Molecular function (GO): DNA binding
Source: RefSeq, a predicted model, not a curated record
AGUCAACACAGAAAAAUGUAAAAAAUAAAAAAAAGUUCAGAUUCAUAUCUUCGAUUCUUUAUAUCUCUCUCUAUAUAUAUACAUAUAUAAUUACCUUUUCUCUUUCUUCUCCAUAAGGAAACGAAUAAAGUAAUUGUUUUUCCCGCUUCUCUACCCUCCGAUUCCCCAUUUUAGUAUCUCUCCUUUAACUCAACGGGGUCAUCUUGCUUUCUUUCUCCACCGUCUUCGAACAACUCUUUGAUUCGAUCAUCUUAUUUUAAUAUUUUUUUUGGAGGGGUGGGGAGCUUAGAUUUGCUAGAGUGGUAUAAAGUUUGAGCUUAUUUCCUUUGAAAAAAGAAAAUAAAAAACUUCCAUUUAACUCAAAGUUCGGAAUUUUAUCUGGGGGUUUGCUUUUUCUUCUCUGAGUCUAUAGUUUAUACCUGUUCGGUAUCUGAUUUCUCAUUCCUUUUCCAAGAUUCCCUCCGAUUCUGAAAGUGGGUCUUUUUUUUUAGAUUCUUUAGUUUAUGCUAUUAAGCGAAGGAGAUUCUUGAUUCCCAUUAAAAUAUUCUGAAUUCAAUGCUUUUAAAAACAAUUGUUCAACCUCCAACUUUUUCUGCCUUUACUCUCUCCUCCCCUGCUCUCUCUCUAUAUUUUCUCUCUCACUCACUCUCAUCUCUUUCUGGCCAAAUUUAACAAUUCUGAUAUGACUUUUUGAGAUUAUAAUUAACUCAAUACUAUAACUCAUUUAGCAUGGAAACUCUACUCCCUGCUUCGUUUUUAUCGACCUCGAGUUGGCUUCUCCAAGGAAGCCAAAGCUCGGAAUGGACUAAAGAAGAGAACAAGGAGUUUGAGAGAGCUCUAGCUAUAUAUGAUGAAACGACACCAAAUCGAUGGGCAAAGGUGGCUGCAAUGAUCCCAGGAAAGUCGGUCUAUGAUGUGAUUAAGCAGUACAAGGAUCUAGAAGAUGAUGUUAGUGAUAUAGAAGCUGGGAGGGUCCCAAUCCCCGGGUACCUUGCUUCUCCUUUUUCAUUUGAGUUGGUUGAUGAUCGUGAUUGCUUUAGAAAGAGGCCUCCCUCAGCUCGAGGUUCUGACCACGAAAGAAAAAAGGGAGUUCCUUGGACCAAAGAUGAGCACACGAGGUUUUUGCUGGGACUGAUGAAAUAUGGUAAAGGGGAUUGGAGAAAUAUCUCCCGGAAUUUUGUUAUCACUAAGACCCCGACACAAGUGGCUAGUCAUGCUCAAAAGUACUAUUUAAGGCAGCAUUCAGGAGGGAAAGAUAAAAGGAGACCAAGUAUACAUGACUUCACUACUUUAAAUCUCACUGAAACUACUACUACUACUUCCGAAAACAACAUUGGGUCUUUCUUGGACCAGUCCUCUGUGAUUCCAUCACUACAGAUUUCUGCUGAAGAAGCACAGAAGGUAUUACGUGACUGGAAUAUUCCUAGUGAUGAAGAAGCACUCUUGGCUUUGGGCUCUGCUUGUGGCAAUCUUUUCAUGUCUUCUUCACCAUAUGAGAGUGCCCCCAAUGGACUUAAAUUGCCUUUAGGCCAAAAUCUAUUUGGUGGUGGUGCUUGUUAUGCAGCCCAUUCAAAGCCACAAGCUUCGAUCUUCGAAGUGCAAACCUCCAGAUAUUAAGCACGUGGAUAAAGGAAAGCACUCUAGCCAGUUCCCCUCUCUGUUUGUAUUUAUGAUAUAGAAUGUGUUCAUUGUAAUUUUGGUUGUCAGUAACUCUUGUCAUAUGAUUCUGUAUGAAUUACAAAGUUGUUGAACAUCAAAGACUGAUGAAAUUUAAUAAUGUUCCAAUUGAAUUGUCUCCGAACCAUGAAAUUGAAUUAAAAAAGGCUCUACUGCUCUUGAAAUUUA